Molecule: messenger RNA, 837 nt
Organism: Dermacentor silvarum
Lineage: Eukaryota; Metazoa; Arthropoda; Arachnida; Ixodida; Ixodidae
Product: ubiquitin-conjugating enzyme E2 Z
Exons: 1
Coding region: 1-837 (278 amino acids)
Biological process (GO): negative regulation of apoptotic process
Cellular component (GO): nucleus
Molecular function (GO): ubiquitin conjugating enzyme activity; cysteine-type endopeptidase inhibitor activity
Source: RefSeq, a predicted model, not a curated record
AUGGCCAGCCAGCCAAGUCCAACCAGAGCAUCGCAGGAAGCGUCGGCGGUAAUCCGAAGGUCCAGGGUUCCAAUGCCGUUCAAACGCGACCACGACGUCUCUUCGAUGUACUUCCAUAGGGUCAGGUCGGACAUCGAGGACAUCAUGACCGACCCGCCGCCAUUAAUCUACAUCGCGCCGGAGGAGAACGACAUCACCCAGAUCAACGCCCUGGUGGUGGGACCUUCCGACACGCCGUACGAGGGUGGGUUUCUGCGAUUCCGCAUCGUGUGUCCGAACGAGUACCCGAUCGAGCCGCCCCGAGUUUGUUUCCUGACCACAGAUGCUGGCCGUGUGCAGCUGCACCCGAACCUCUACCCGAGCGGCGGGGUGUCCCUGAGCAUUCUGGGCACUUAUGAGGGGCCUCACUGGAGCCCGGCUCAGUCGAUAGGCAGCCUGCUCGUUUCCAUCCAGUCGCUGCUCACCGACGACCCAUUCUACAACGGGCCUUACGUCGCCAAAGGUACGCACCAGGAAGCCGCGAGCAACUACAGAGUCUUUGUGCGCCACGAGGUUGUGAGGGUAGCUGUGUGCGACGAGGUGGAAAGUUGCCUCGAGGACAACUCUCAGCAGCCGGCAGUGCUUCGGGAGAAAGUGCUGGAGUUGUUCCCCGAGUUCUACGACAGGUACGAAGAAGCUGUCAGGAGCCACCUGCAUCUGACUGGCACCAGAAUGCAAGACCCGAUUAGCUUCGCUCACGGCGUCUAUCAGCACGAUGCGCUGCUGUCACGGCUUCGGGACCUGAAGGCGAAAGUACAGAAACGAAGCGAGUCUGUGCUUUUAAAGGAAAGCCAGUAG